Molecule: messenger RNA, 3051 nt
Organism: Antechinus flavipes (yellow-footed antechinus)
Lineage: Eukaryota; Metazoa; Chordata; Mammalia; Dasyuromorphia; Dasyuridae
Product: serine/arginine repetitive matrix protein 2-like
Exons: 6
Coding region: 1-3051 (1016 amino acids)
Source: RefSeq, a predicted model, not a curated record
AUGCCAGAGUCUCGUUCGUUAUCGGAAUUAACCAGACAAAUCGCUCCACCAACUAAGAACGGCCAUGCACCACCACCCACAGAAUCGAGAAAGAGCUAUCAAUCUGUCAAUCCUUUCCGUGUCCGGGCCGGGCACGGCAAGUACCAUCGAAAGUUGAUAGGGCAGACGUUCGAAUGGGUCAUCGCCGCCACGGAGGGCGUGCGAUCGGCCCGAGCCCCAACAACCAGCCCCCAGACACAACUCGCGCUGCAACCUCCAAACGCGCCUUCCUCGCGGCACCCCAUCCGUUUUUUCCCCGGCACAGCCUCGGGGGAAGAAGGCCACGGCUCUCCCCUCCGCAUCGGAGGGCACGGCGACAGACUCUCGUUCUCUCUCUCAAGAGAGGGGGGGGCCACAGACGCCACUACCCGACUCCCCUCAGCGGGCGGGUCCCGCCAACCGGAGGGGCUCCGGAGAGCCCGGCCCGGCGGGGGAGGGCGAAAGGGCCGCGAAGCGAGACAACGGGAAGAGAAAGACCACCCGCGGGGGCGGAAAUCCUCAAGCGGCCACCGGCGCGCGGGUCGGCCCCGGCAACACCACCCCAACGGGAAGGGCCGAGCGCAGAGGGGCGCGACACGUCUCGGGACCGCGAUCGGCAGAACCGAGGGGAAAAGGGGAAGAGCCACAGACACUCGGCUCGCCCGGGAGAGACGGGACGCGCCUGAGGAGACGCCCACCCAACGGGGAAGAAGCGAGGCGGGACCACGGACGCCAGGGACGGGACGCCGGAUCGGGGAGAGUGGGCAGACCGCUACCGGCCGGGGGGCGGGCGCCACAGGCCCGAAGAAACGGGAACCCCCUUCCUCCAACGCCCCAAAUAGGGGCGGGCCAGGAGGAAUAAACGGCCUCUCACGCGCCACUUUCUUCCACCGCUCGACAGCACCCACCGCCGAAGCGCUACCCGCGGACAGCCGACCAAAACGCAACCCCCGAGGGGCAAACGACACCACUCGCGACCGCUCAAGACCCGACAGCGGAAAAGCCUCCCGUAAAGCCCAAACCGGCGGGCCCCCAGAGCCAGGACGACUCCGGGGGGACCCCCGACCCUACCGGCGGGAGAGAGGCGACGAACCGAGCCGACUCACCCCCCCUCCUCUAGAAAGAGGGGGGGCCCGAAGAUUCCCCACCCCUCGCCGGGGGAACACCCCUCACCACCGGCGUCGGCGGCGAGAGGGUCCCCCGGGCCGGGGCUCCGAGACGGACGGCCAACGCGCACGGCCCCACGGAAACCCCGGAGAGAGCAGCACCCACACAACCAACGCACUUUCCCCGCUCGCCACGAAAAAGAGGGGACCAGGUCCGCUAGAGAAGCUAAGCAGCUCCGAGGACGAUCGGCACCGAGCAACCCCCCGUCCGAAAAGCUCCGGGCCCAAGGAGCGACGGAAAGAUCCAGUCCCCACCGCGGGGAGGAACACCAGAGAGCGCCGGGCGAGCCCAAACCGCGGGGCGGGGGCGCAGCACCGCCGAGGAACGCACGGGGCCCACGAGGCCUACCGCGUGGGAGCCGGGGACCCGGCCGAGCCCAAGAGACGUCUCCCCUCGCUAUUCACCCUCCGGCAGUGGAACGGCGGCCGCACGACACAAAGGGCGGAGGCGCGGGGCGCGGGGAGAGGGAUAGAACCUCCAACACCGUCACCCGAGGAACGCGCGCUCGACGCCUGGCGGAGACACCUUUCAGACCACGGGACCGGAGGGGUCCGAGAAAGAGGAGCGGGGAACUCGGCACGGACCCGACCCGCACGGACGCGGCAGAGGAGCGGCCCGGCGAGAACUCGGAACACGGCACACGCGCGCCAACACGAGCCCAAGACGCGGCAACAGGCUGCCCUGAUAUCUCUCGGCUUUUCCCCCGCACCACGGACGGCGACGGCCUCCCGUAAAACCAGCGGAAGAGAGCGAGGGGGAGCGGGGAGCAACCAGAAACCGACCGCCCACCGGCAACGGGCAUCUCGAGUCUUCCCCGGGCAAGCCCGACCACGGGGAGGCAUCGCGGGAAGGCGGCGGCAAGGGGCGAGAGCACCGCGCUCGUCACCCCGUCGGGGCCGCUACCGAACAGAAUCGGCCCUAGGAGCAGGGCCCGGCGGGGCGGGAGGGGAGCCAGGAACAGGCACGAGCGAGACAACCGAGGCCGUCCCAUCGUCUGCCCGACGGCCCUCCCUCGCGGGACCAGGGUCACCACAUCGAUCCGAGCGAAGCACGAACUCCCAGCGAAGCGGAGGCCAGCCCGACGCCCGAACGCACAGCACCACGCGCGGCUCGAGCGAGCGGGUAACGGCCCGGAGCCGGACGCGACUCGGGCAAGGGAUCGGCCGCACCCCCGCCGCGGAGGAAGAGAACGGCACGGCGCCGAAAGCCAGCGGCGAAUCCCCGGGAAGAAGCCAACACCGCGGCCGAGAAAAGCAGGACGGUGAAAAAGGCCGAGGCGCCGGGCAGAGACCGGGAUCUGCAGCGGGAGAGAUACCCAACCAUGCCCAGGACGUCAGGGGUCUCGGGCAGCCUACAAAAAGCACCGCGGCACAAACACGCCUUGGAGCACUGAAAAAAUCCGUACCACUUCACCGGGACCAUCCUGAAAUCCACGCCGACCUCCUGGAACUCAAGCUCGGGCAACCCCAACAGAAACGAUCCCUUAGGACUUCCGGAAAACCACAAAUCCGCCGGAAAACGCCGGCCCACCGCGGCCACCGACCAGGGUCCGCCGGGGAUCUCCCCCGACAAGCCCCACCCGAGAGGACGACCCGCUGCGGAGCUCUCGAGGGGGCGCUACGGCCCGCUCGAUGCGCAGCUCCGCCAGAGACUAAGUCCGAAUUUUCGCCGCCAGAGACUAAGUCCGAAUUUUCGCCGCCAGAGACUAAGUCCGAAUUUUCGCCGCCAGAGACUAAGUCCGAAUUUUCUCCUCCAGAAACUAAGUCCGAAUUUUCGCCGCCAGAGACUAAGUCCGAGAGUGCUCCUUCUCCACCCCCACCCCCACCCCCACCCCCACCCCCACCCCCGUCCGAGCCACAGCAAUAG